AUGGCAACACCAUCACACCAGCCACCGGUCACGCAGUUCCGGCCGCUGCAUACUUUGAAUGAGGUCGAUGCAAGCAUAGAAUCAGGUUCUUUGACAUGGACCAGCCAGCUUGCAACGCGAUUCGACGAGGAGGCGUUGAUUACGGCCUUUGUCAAGGUCGUGGCUCAUAUUAUCAUUGUGGAUGUGGGCGAAGCUUUUUGUAUCCAAGACACCGCUCGUGGGGGCUUCAUCCUGGCACACGCAGGGGACAAUGGCCCGGAUACCACGUUUUCUUUCGUGGUUUAUGAUGGUGACAUACCGACUGACUUUUCGAUCGGGCCAGGAAAGGCUGUUCAGCUUCAUGUAGUUGGCGACCAAGUACGGCUGAUAUCGCACCGGGGCGUCAUCACAGAAGCAGGCCUCAAUGCUUUGGGUCAGAUGCUAGACGACGUCUUAAGCAGAGCGGAGAGCUCCGACCACGCGACUGGUGCCCCGGAAUGGACACAACCCUCCAUGCUCAACUUUCCACCAAAGCAAGCCCCCGAGCCACUCCUGCCUGGCGAGAGCCAGGCUGCAGGACCGGCGCUCCUACAUGGGUGGUUUGAACAGAGAGCUCGCGAGUGCCCUCAAAGGGUAGCCAUGGACUACCUCGUGGAUCUGGAGAUAGGGGAAAGGCGGCAAUACACUUAUCAACAAUUAUCGAACGCGUCAACAGCUUUGGCCGUCAAGCUUCUGGAAUACAAAGCCAACUCCACGGCAGUCACCCAGACUGUAGCUGUGUCACUUGGCCCCUGCCCUGAACUGUACAUCAGUUACGUGGCCGUUCUUAAAGCAGGUCUCGCCUUUUGCCCACUGCCUGUAGACGCCCCUGCAGAGAGAAUCGAGGCUUUGCUGGCGGAUCUAAGCCCCGUAGCAGUGUUGACAGCUGGAGGUGAAGCGAUCGGGGACAGCACAACCACGCUCGAGACCACCCAGUAUCUCUCCUUGUGCGAUACUCAGCACACUAUGCCCGACACCCAUAUAGCUGAAACCGAUCCAGCAUACAUUCUGUACACAUCUGGAACCACGGGUAUGCCAAAGGGCGUGACGGUCGACCACCUCUCGGCGGCCUGCACGAUCAGUGCCCUCAGCAAUCAUUUUGGAUAUUGUUGGACAGGCACCUCCCCAACCGCUAGGCAAGUCCGAUGGUUCCAAGGCGCCACACCAACGUUCGACAUUUCACUUUUCGAAAUCUUCUGGACGUUGAGCACCGGGUCAACGCUGUGCUGCGCGCCUAGACACAUCACCAUGCAAAACAUCGACAAGGUCCUGACCAUUUUGGAGGCGGACAUUACCAACGUUACGCCUAGUUUUGCCAGCCUCAUUGAUCCCUCUCUGCUGCGCGGCGUCAUGGUGGGUGGUGAGACACUGAACACACGACUUUUGCAGGACUUUGCGCCGUCCAACCCCCAGUCUCAAGAUACAUCUACUCAACACGACUCACAAGACCACCAUGUGCCGCGAGGCAUCUACAAUGGAUAUGGUCCCACAGAGGUGGCAAUAUAUUCCAUCGCUCAAGCACAUGUCCCAGCCAACCAGCGUGGAUCUGUCAUAGGUACGCCAUUGGCGACCUGCGGCGCUCUUAUCGUGGAUCACCACGACGCGAGCCUCGGUCCCGUCCCCAUGGGUGCGGUCGGUGAGCUGGUCCUCACAGGUCCCCAGGUCAGCAGAGCGGGCUAUCUCAGUCGUCCAGAUGAUACGGCCAAGGCUUUCGUGGACGAUCCCAAAUGGGGAAGAGCAUAUAAGACCGGCGACAGAGCCAGAGUCGUCUGGGGCCCAACAGGCGAGCGCAUGAUCGAGUUCCUGGGGAGGAUAUCAGACGACCAAGUCAAAUUGAGCGGCAGACGAGUCGAACUUGGCGAGAUUGAGAGCGUUCUGGCAACCAAAGUACAGGGUGUGCACCAGACACUGGCGUGUGUUUGGAAGCCACAAGAUGGCGCCCCUGGGUCGGAGAGGGUUGUAAGCUUGGUCGUGCUCGACCCCAAGACCACGCUGGCUUUCGAGGAGGUGCAGGCCUUGUGUGUCGAGACUGUACAAAAGCACCUCCCAGACUAUAUGCGACCUUUUCGGAUAUUGCAGGUCGAUGCACUCCCUCGAUCAGCCUCUGGCAAAGUUAAUCGGAAGAUGGCGUCAGCAUUCGUGCACAGUGAACUGCAUCAUGAAAGGGGGGAUAAUGCUCACGCAGCAGCCUUGGAGCCCUUGGAAGAUCCGGGGCAUGCAAUGAUCGAGACACAGCUUUUGAGCUUGUUGUCUGCCAUUGUGAAUGAUGGGUCUUCUACGCAAGUGGUGUUGGCAGCCGAUACUCCCUUGAUACAGGCUGGCAUCGACAGUCUUCGAGCGAUGAGGCUUCUGAGGGAUAUCAGGAGGCAGUGGCCUGAUGAACCACAUCUGCAGCCAACACUCGCUUGUCUCCUUGAGCCUUCAGCCACCAUACGGUCCACCUUCUUCGUAUCUCAGGGCGAUGGAGCAAACGCCCCUCGCCUUGAUAAGAGAGACCAAGCGAAGACACAAAUUGCUGACUUUGCAUCCCGCCACACAUCCGAAGCCCUCGCCAAUCUAGGCAUUGACAGCGAAGCAGACAUUGUGGCGGUGGUGCCUGCAACGAGUACACAAAGCCAGCUCGCUGUCAGCUUUGCCAUGGACAAGCGGAACUACGUCAGCCACACUGUGCUCUCACUGAAGCCAGAUGUCUCUCUCUCAACGCUUGAAGAGGCUAUUGAUGCAGUUCUUAUGCGACAUGAUAUCUACUGCACUGUCAUGAUGUCGUGUGACGACCCGCUGUCGCCAUUUUCUCAAGUGGUCUUGACGGAUGCCGCCUGGCGAAGACGACAAGGCGAUGGCAAGAGAGUUGCGUGUAGGAAGGCCAGUGAUACUGAGAAUAUCCAGGAUUGUCUGGAUGCCGCCUACGAUAAUCUCGACUUCGAAUCGCAAAGGCUCUAUUAUGUGCAACUUGUCGAACGUGGACCAGGAUCUGAAUCGCAAGUCGUGAUCAGCGUGGCACAUUGCAUUUGCGACGGCGCUUCCCUGGAGGCACUGGUCGAUGAUAUUGCCAGGCAAUACGCAGGACUCGCGCCUCUGUCACGACUAGGCGUUCAGGACGCGGUGCUGGACUGGGUCAUGGGCGUAAGCGAGACGACGGACAAAGCGUGGCAGCAAUCACUGGAGGGUUGGGAGGCUGAGAGCUUCCAUGCACUGAGCGGUGACAACAUCAAGUCAAUCGCACCAGGAGUUCAGGCAGAUCAUGGGCACGCAAUGGUUCAAAUCUCCAGCGCCUUGUCAUGGCAAGACCUCGAGAGCAAGAGCAGAUCCCUAGGCGCCUCACCGCUCUCCGUGCUCCAGGCAGCAUGGUCGGUGCUUUUGCAGGUCUUCUCCGAAGCAAAUACCGGCGACAUUGUCUUUGGCAGUGUCGUCUCAGGUCACCAUGAGCCUGUCCAAGCGCCAACCUUUUCCGUGGUACCCUGUCGCGUAGACUUACCCGACUCGCAGACCGUUCGUCAACUCAUCAACAGUCUGAACGAGAAGUCGCGGUUCGCCCAGAGCCAUCGCCAUACAUCAUUCGGUAUCUUCGAGACUCUCCCUUAUAACACGGCCUUGGCGCUGCAAGCCUAUAAGCCUCUAGGAAAUGGACUCGCUCAAGCUCAGGAAAGCCAAAACGACAUCCCAUGGGCGAACAUCAGCAAUCCCCCCAUUCGAUACGACUUUGAUGUCUUCGCAGAGGUGCUCCCCACAAGCCCCCUUUGGGCUGGUCAGGAUCCGUCAAAAAUGGCAUUCAAGCUCACAUACCGCGACGAUUCCCUUUCUCGGAGAUCCGCGCAGUGUGUCGUUGAGCAGCUGGCAUCAUUGACCAACAUCCUACUGCAAAGCAAGCCCGACGAUCCCGUUCAAGGUUUGCCCGCACGACUGCCGAGACAACUGUUGUCAGCUGAAGGUACACCGCCAGAGUCACCACAGGAUGAUGAGGCAAAGGCGACAAGGACUCAGCACCGCGUCGAAGUUCUCCAUGCUCAGUUUGAGGACCAGGCUGCAUCUACACCAAAUGUGCUGGCCUUGAGCUUCUACACAUCGCUUGAUGCCCCCCCUUCAGAGUUGACCUAUGCGGAGUUGGAUGCAAGAGCCAAUGGUCUCGCCAAUGUCUUGCGUGAGGAAGAUGUUGAUGUUAUCCCCAUUUGCAUGCAGCGGAGUGUCGAGCUCUACGUGUCCAUCUUGGCCAUCCUCAAAGCUGGCUCAGCUUGGUCGCCGAUCGAUGAGACCUCGCCCGUUCAAAGGCGCACCUCGUUGAUUGCACGAACGCAGGGCAAGAUCCUUUUGACAGACACUGCGUCCUACCACCUAGUCGAGCCUUGCCUUGCCCAUGAGAGUCUGGCGGAUGUGCGUGUGAUCCUUGUGGACCAGUACAAAGACCAGAAGACAGCAACGAGGGCUCUUCCACGCCAGUCUAUCCAGUCAAAACACUCACACAUCGAAGGCGAGGAUCUUGCGUACCUUCUAUGGACGUCUGGCACCACUGGUGAACCCAAGGGCGUCAUGCUCCAGCACUUUGCGGCCGCCAACGCGAUGCGCGACCUUCAGGUUCAGGUUGAGCACGAUAGAAAGCACGGACAGGUGAGAACUUUACAGUUGUCGGCGUACAGCUUCGAUGUCUUUGUGCAAGAUCUUUUCUUCACCUGGGGUCUGGCUGGCAGUGUCGUCAGCGGCUCGAGGGAGUUGGUCCUAGGCACAUUCACAGAGUUCGUGAACAAGUCACAACCAACUCAUGCGCAUCUCACGCCAUCUUUCGGUGCAAGCAUAAAUGUCGAGGAGAUUAGGGGGUCAACUCUGCAGUAUGUCACCUUUAUCGGCGAGAAACUGACCGAGGACGUCGCGGAAGCAUGGGCUGCGCCAGGUAUCACAACCAAAGCCUAUAAUACCUAUGGACCUGCCGAGAACGCGGUGGUCUCCACGAUGAGACAAUUUUUUGGCACAAGCCGCGACAGAGCUAAAGCUGCUAAUGUCGGGUUUCCAUUGACACCAUGUACAGCGUAUGUUGUCCGCGAAGUCGAGUCGCCAAAUGCUCGCGACAAGAAGCAAUGGGAGCUUGUGCCGCGUUACGGCGUGGGCGAGUUGGCGCUUGGGGGCGCCCAAAUAGCAAAAGGGUAUCUCAACAAUCCAGCAAAGACCAACAAGGCUUUCAUACAAGGAGGACCCGGCAUUGAUGAGCGCAUCUACUUGACUGGCGAUAUGGUCCGCCUCAACGACCAUGGCUUUGAGUUUCUCGGCCGCAACGACGAUCUUGUCAAGAUCACUGGCAUCCGCAUCGAGCUCAGUGAGAUCAGCGCCGCCUGUGCUAGUGUCAAAGACGUUGAGCCUGCCGUUGAACACGUCGAAACAUUGUAUCUACCGCGUCCAGGAGCUGACGGCGCCGACGCCAACCACAAAGUCGUUGUUACUUUUAUUUCCGUCAAGAAAGAGCAUGUCGACUUGAGAGACCUCAGGAAGCAGGUCUUUCAGAGGGCGCGAGAGAUAUUGCCAACUUACAUGGUGCCGGGGCACAUCGUCGUGCUCGACACGACCAUGCCACGGACAGCGUCCAACAAGGUUGACCGCAAGGCACUGCAGAAUAUCUACAACGACUCGGACCUCAACGAGUUGGCAGCAAUGGAUACGUCUCCGGGAGGCGGCUCUACAGAGACGGCAAAUUGGGCUCCCGAGCAGCUCCCAAUUAUCAAGGCAAUCUCUGAGAACAUUGGUAUACAGGUCGAGCCUCUCUCACCCGAUGUCAGCUUGGCGGGCUUAGGCGUCAGCUCUUUGCAAGUGACCAAGCUGGCUUGGGCUUUGAGGCGACAACUGGAGUGCAAUGUGGGUGUUCUCGGCUUGAUGCGAUGCCAGACUCUAGGUGAUCUGGUCAAUGUCAUUUGCACCUGCAUGGAGAAAGAUCCUGGCACAAACACAGCACCAGAGUCCAAGCCGGGAGUCUCUUGGAUCACUGAUGUCAAAGAGAAAUCCACCAGAUGUCUUCACGGAGAGAUGCGCCCGGCCAAAACUUCCUAUAUCAUACCUGCCACGCCAGCACAGGAAGCCCUCAUUGUCGAAACCAUGGUGGAGCCUAGAGCGUACUGGUCUCAUCGCCUAUUUGACCUCAGCCACCUGGACGACGUUGACAUUGAUCGUCUGCACGCAGCCUGGACGGAUGCAGCAAAGCAAUUUGACAUCCUUCGGACCGUUUUCGCUCCUCUGUGGAAGCUGGAAGUGAAUGAAGGCAGUGCCCAUCGCGUCAACAGUGGUCCUUGGGCACGUCGCCAUGGCGUCCAAUCCAGUAUACUCCAGCUUGUACAAUCUGAGCCCAUUAUACGGUGGACGGUCUUCAAUCAUUCUGACGAUGAACAGGUCGCAGCGCAUGCUGAGACGCUACAGACCGACUUGACCCCGUGCGGUAGCAAUGCGAGCAAUCCCCCAUGGGCAAUUACCUUUUCAAAGGCGAACAGCAGGUUGAUGUUGAGCAUGCACCAUGCGCUACACGAUGGCGCAUCUUCAGAUAUGGUCCUUGGGAAGGUUGCAGAGCUGUAUCAGAACCCUGGAAAGGCCUUGGGGGGAAACAAUCCGUUGCUGCAGCUUGAUAAAGGCCUGGAACUCGGUCUGCUGCCCCAGAUUUCUGAACGGGAUGAGGCGGUCUCUGUCUGGACCCGAAGGUUGAGUGAAGUGAUCAAUACUCACGGCGCCGUGAAUGGCUCGUUUCCUGAUCUAACGCGAUCUCGGCGGAAGCAAAAAAGAGGGAUUCUAUCCAGCCGUGUCACCAUUCCCAUGGAGCUUGUCCACGAGCGACCACAGGGAAUGCCUGAUCUUCCGAGACUGUUACAGUCUGCGCUUGGAGUGGUGCUCGCUUCAUACAUGGAGUUGAAAGCCAUUGUUCUCGGUCAAAACCUGACGCAGCGGAUCUUGCACCCAGACCUGGCCCACGUGGUAGGCCCUGCCAUGGCAACCCUGCCUAUCAUCGUCCGCGCAGAUAGCGUAUCUUCUACUGAGCUGUGGGCUGAGAUGGCCCAAGACUCUUCUAAUUUGAGUCAGAGUGCCCAUCGACUGCACCCCGUUGACAUCAAGAAGAUGAUCAAUGAAGGUAACGGGGACAGUAAAGCUCCCUUUCCGGCGCUGUUUGUCUAUCAUCCGGCAGAUACACAGGGCCAAGAUGGCUCGCACAUGUUCCGUGAAACAGGCCAAGCUCUGUCACUCAACGUGGAACACCCACUGGCUUUGAACGUAUACGAGGUUGACAAUACCGUUCAUUUGACAGGAGAUAGCCGGCGUAUCUCCCAAGCUCAAUUGGACCUCAUGCUUCGUCAGAUCCUGGACCAGGCGCGGGCCAUGAUGCAACAUCCCCAACUACCUCUCCAUCGACUACCAAACACCAUGGGACGCGAUUUUAUCUCAAUAGCCGGAGAACCUGCCACGUUUGCAGAUGUUCGGAAUCCCGCGGACAGAGUUGCCACUCACGCAGCUGAGCACCCUGUUUGGAUUGCUACUGAGGAAGUCUUCUUCGAGGAAGAUGAAGAAGGCGAGGACCGGCUCGUGACUAAGGCUCUCACGUAUGCACAGCUCGACGAACUCGUAAACGCGAUCAUGUCAAGAUUACGCUCGCAUGAAGCCAAGCUCCAGCCCGACGACGUUGUCGCACUAUACCUGGACAGAGACACCAAGUCACUAGCUGCGAUCUUGGCUAUCUUCAGGGCUGAAUUCGUCUAUCUGCCUGUUGACGAUAGUCUGCCAGCUACGAGAAAGCAGUUGCUUGUCCGGGACGCAGGCGCAAAGCUCGUUAUCAGCACUGAGAAACUGAUUGGCGAGCUGAACCUUGAUCAAGCCAACGAUCCACCUUCACUCUUACUUCCUGCUGGUGACAACGAGCUGGAGGCAAUUCGAGCUUGGUCAGAAUUGGAUGCACCAAGCCAUGUCGGGCUAGGCACGGGUGGCUACCUUCUCUACACGUCUGGAUCGACCGGUCGCCCAAAGGGAGUCCGCGUAUCCAACCAUAACCUACUUCACUUCAUCUCAGCGUUCAGCGCGCGCCUUAUUGAGGCAUCCCCUGACACCGCUACCCUUGGAGGGACUGGCAAGUAUCUCAACGUCGCCUCUCGCGCCUUUGACCCUCACCUCACGUCCAUGUUUGUGCCCUGGCACCUUGGCUUCCGCGCUGUCAUUGGCAAGGACCGCAACGCAAUCUUCGCCAACCUGAAGCAGAUCAUCAACGAGUUGGUCAUCACUCACAUGGGAUCUGUGCCGUCUGUACUGAUCCAGCUUGGCAUUCGCCUGGAGGAUGUACCCUCCAUCCGCGUCCUGACGACGGGCGGCGAGAAGGCGUCGAAUGAGCUCUUCGACAUCGUCACUAGUGGAAACCCGCCAGGAAAACUCAUGAACUUUUAUGGGCCGACGGAAGUCACUAUUGGCUGUUUGGGCCAUGCAGUCAGCGAGACUUCCAACGCUCGCAACCUUGGGCUACCAUUGCAAGGCCUGCAAGCCAUCCUCCUGGUGCCUGACACAGGGGACGAGCAAGUCAUCGCGCGCAGGGGCCAGCCUGGCGAGCUCUGUAUCGCUGGUCCUCAAGUCUCCCUGGGGUAUCUGGAUAGGCCGGAAGAGAACUCCAAAGCCUUCCAGACCACUGUGCUGCUUGGCCCCGAUCAUAAAGUGAUCUACAGAACCGGUGACAUUAUGAGGAUGAUGGAGGAUGGUUCAGUGGAGUUCCUCGGCCGAAAAGACCAGCAAACAAAGAUCCGCGGCCAGAGAUUCGAGAUUGGGGAAGUCGAGGCCUUUAUCAAGAAAGUGGUCGCUGACGAAGGACCUUUGGACGUUGCCGCCACCGUCGUCGACCAGAAGUUGUUGGGCUUCCUGGCACGCAGUAACAAGGCCCUCCUCAAGUCAGAAAUCGAGGCUGACCCUGUGCCGUUACUGCACCAAAGCCAAUCUCUGCAAUCCAUUCUCCGAAACGUCGAGGAGAAAUGCGAGCAAGGUCUGCCGGCUUUCAUGGUGCCUGAGAUGAUGUGGGUGUCGAGGAUUCCGUAUCUGCCAGCGUCUGGCAAAGUCGACACCAAGUCUCUUAUCAAGCUUGCCAAUGACUUUACCGUUCUAACAAAGGAGGAAAGAAACCCCACGGCUACCAAAAUCUCGACGCCAUCUUUGGAUGGCCGUGAGAUAGAAGUAGUGGCGGCACUGGAGGAGGUCAUUGGCAAGAAGCUGACAGCGACAUCGACAAGCACCAUUCACAGUCUGGGCAUCGAUAGUCUUUCCGCCAUGCAUCUGCUCUCAGUGCUGGGGAAGAAAGGGCUGGCGACGAUUACCAUGGCAGAUUUACUCACACCUUCGUGCACAGUCGGUUACAUUGCCAGGUCAAUCGAGUCUAGUACGACGACACACACGCCGCCCACGCGUGUCGAGGAGAUCCCCAGGGAAGUCAUCAGCCUCGAGGACCUGGGUCCCUGCGCUCGCCACCUGGGAAGCAAUGACAUUGAAGCCAUCUUGCCUUCCUUACCUCUUCAAUCGUCCCUUGCUUCUCUAUCCCUCUUGUGGCUCAGCUCAGCCGAAGACACGUCAGAUGCGGCUGUCCCCUACGUUACCCAGUUCAAUUACCGUCUCGCCGCUGGUACGGACCUUGCCAGGUGGAGGAGGGUAGCUGAGGCCGUCAUCUCCGCCGAAGCCAUGCUCAGAACUUGUUUUGUUCAAAGGGACACGGAUGGUCGCGUAUUUCAAGUCGUCCUCAAAUCUCCGCCUUCGCCAUUUGAUGGAAAACAGGAUGCCAUCGACCUUACAGCUCACAUGACUUCACGACCACCUCUCAGGGUCCAGAUUCAGGAGUGCAAAGACUCCAAAGAUAGUUUGGUCACACUGAAGAUCCAUCAUGCACUGUUCGAUGGCGCAGCCAUCAAUGUCCUCAGGGGCAAGCUUGAGCGGGCCUACAUUCAUGGAGCCCAAGUUGUUGUUGACAACGAUGCGAGCUUGAGCAAAUUGAAGCGUCUCUCGUCCCACUGCAACCUUACACACGCACAGCUGGAGUCGACCAAGCGCGCAUGGCAGCAAAAUGUGCGGGACAUCAGGCCAUGUCUUCUACGCGCACACAAAGGCAAUUCCGUACCAAAUCCAAUGGCGCGCAUCAGCAGGCGCUUUGCCUACACACAGACAGAGCUCAGGUCGAAACUGCACCUCGCCUCUUCAGGCGAAUCCAUCUCUGCUUCAACUGCCUUCCAACUCGCCACGACACUUUGUCUUGCGCAUUUGACCAAGUCAACAUCUCUCGCCUACGGAUUCGCCAUGUCGCUUCGACCGUUGCUCAGUCAUGUGGUUGAAGGCGUGCAUGAGUUCGUCGGGCCCUGCCUCAACACGCUGGUUCACGCUUUGAAGCUUGAGAGUGGAGGUGAAACACUGCCAAAGUUGGCUGCGAGAAUACGCCAGAAUCACGGAGAUACAUGCCAGGGCUGCAUGCCGCUCGUCACCGCAGACAAGAUCCAGCGCUGGGCAGGUCUUGACGAGAAGUUGUUUGACAGCCUGCUAACAAUCAACGUGAUGGGAGACGACGACUCGAUGCAGGGCGAGGUCGCACCAGGUCGGGUGGUCCCUCUGCCCGGUGCGUCCAAGUCCGAUAUGUCAUUGUCGAUCGAUGUCGAUCUCCAUCCAGACGGCAGCAUAGGUCUACUGCUGUCGUCCGCCGGCGUGUUGACCGAGUCGCAGCUCGGAGAACUUGCGGCAUUGUUCGAGAAGGUUGUCAUUUCGUCCGCUGACCAAGACGCUACUGUACAGCAAUUUGCGGAUGUAAAUUACAGAAAGGAAGCUCCUGCCGCGAUUAAUCAUGAGCCUCGUGAGCUCCAUCUGCCCAAGGAGGCUCACAACGGGAGGCAGGAGUUUGAAGCUUGCUUGGCGAUUGUUCAGACAUCCGCCUGCCGUCUGUUGGACUUGGAUGAGGCAGAGAUCAAGGCCAAAGACCCGGCGAUAACGUCUUUGUAUCAGUUGGGGCUUGACUCGAUCAAUGUCUUGCCUUUUGUCAGGAUCAUACACAAAGCCGAGGGUAUCAAGCUUCCGCCGAAUUCUGUCAUCAAGGCCAAGACGAUCCAAGGCGUCGCAGCACUCCUCCACGAUGUGAAGGGCGAGGGUCUCACGUCUGAGCGCGCACAGACAGCCAGCAAGAAGGUUUUGCAACGUCCAGAGGCCUCGAGUGACGAAGACACCUACACCCGGACUCUUGAACAGCUCGCUGGCGAACUGCUGUUUGUUGCGACGCCACUUCAAGAAGGCAUGCUAAGUGCGUCCAUGGCCAUUGACGGUCAGGCCUAUACGUACACGCACACCAUGCAACUGUCACAAAGAGCAUUGGAUCAAGACGCCCCCAACUUUGAUCAUCUUUUUGCCGCUAUCAAGGACACUGUACAAGCUUGCGAAAUCCUGCGAACACGGUUCAUCUUCACGCACAACGAUACUGCACCAUGGGUGGGCUUCGUUUCGCCUACUGAACAGAGCGACUUGGUCAACUGGAAGGUGAGCCAAAACGGCGUCUUGCAGCUGCGGAUUCACCACGCUUUGUACGAUGCCACUUCAAUCUCCACCGUGUGGCGCCUUGUCAAUGGAAACUACACCAAGCGACUGUUCGGCAAUGACGAUGGGGACGUGGAGGUCGUCAAGCACGAUUUCCGUCACUUGGCCAAGCAGUCGGCAGUGUCACAAAAGGCCUCGGUUGCAUUUUGGACAGACUUGGUGCGCAACUAUACGUAUGCGCCUGUCGAGUUUCCCCUGCUGGCACUCCAAGCCUCCUCCGCCUUUCAUUUCACGCUGAGUGUCAAUGACCUGUCGCUUUUGCAGGCAAAAUGCAGAGCUGCUCACGUCACUCUCAAGUCUGCACUGCAGCUCGCUUGGGUCAAGGUCCUUUGCGAGUCUCUCUACCAGCAGCCGGACGUCGUCUUUGGUGAAGUCAUCUCGGCUGGAAGCGGCGGCAACACUAUUCCUGUCGUCGGGCCCACAAUCAACACAGUUCCAAUGCGUGUCACGCUGGCCACUCGGUCGGGCGCGAGUACAGUUGCUGAGGCCUUGUCGCAGUUGCAAACUCUGUCCGAUGAUGCCAGGGGUACGAUAGGCAUGGCCUCUUUGAGGGCGGUGCAGGCAGCUUGGAGAUCGGCACAAGAUGACGAGAACAUGGCUGCGACAAGCCUCUUCCAGAGUCUUUUCGUCUUUGACGGCGUUCUGGAAAGUGAGCCGAGAAACGAAACCCAAGCCUUGAUUCUCCCCACAGAUGGGCAAAAUGUCGGAAAGAAGCACACCAAAUCAGAAGAAGGGCCCGCGUUCGAUGACUACCCCCUGAUUGCCAGCUUUCGCGUCAAGGGAGGCGUCUUGCACGGCAAACUCAGGGCCAAGCUUCCGCACUCGGAUGCUAUGGACUUGGGCGUCCAGUUAGAGAGGGCCUUGCAAGGCAUUCUGUCGGAAGAUCUUCAUAGCCCAGCAGUGCGUCCGGACUGCGCCAGUAAGGACCAAACAGCGAGGAGCAAACAACAGCACCAAGGCGCAAAAACAAACGGCCAUACCUCCACCAACGAGCUCGAUGGCUUGACAGGCAGGGCCGAUGCUAUCUUGAGUCUAGUGAGGACGGUUGUGGGCGACAAAGCCAACCAAAGGUCAAUCAGCUACAACACGAAGUUGGUCAACGCAGGGAUUGAUUCGAUCACCGCUAUUCGCUUUUCUCAGAUCCUCAAAAAGCAAUUUGGUAUUCGAGCGAGCGUCUUUGAGAUCAUACAAGGCACCAGUGUCCACGAUCUGGUCAAAAAGUCGGCCCCAACCAAGACAAACGUUCAGCAGCAUCAUGAUGAAGCGUCGGCAGUGGAUCGUUCCCUCAUUGACCUUGCUGCUUCCAAGCUUGGUUGUUCUCAGAAUCGAAUUGCAUCCAUCUCGCCUGUUCUUUCUGGCCAACGUGGUACACUCAGUCAGUGGCUGCGGGACGGCAAGAGGUUUUUCGAGGCACCUUGGUCCUACCUGGUCACGGACAUGACACUUGAUGCAAAAAGAGUGGCUAGCUGCUGGUCUGAGCUGAUCCAAACGCACGACAUACUGAGAACUACCUUUGUCUGUGCACAUGAUGGCCAGAGUUUACUUCAGGUCACUCUCGACAGUAGUGCCAGUAUGGGAGAGCAAUUUUCGCAUGUUUGCGACUCCAAUUUGCGUAUCCAGGCUCUCAUUGAGGCGCAUGUCCGUGAUGGUAACGGUCGACCUUCCGACUUGAUGAGCCCGCCAGCUCGCCUGUCCUUCUUGGAGGCUUCAGAUGGGAAGGCAAUCGUCCUUCGAGUUCACCAUGCGCUGUACGAUGGCUGGAGCAUCAAGAUCAUCCAAAGUGACCUCGCGAAACUUUUGGGUUCCGAGUCACUGCCUGCUCGGACAUCAGUUGCAUCAGCCGUCCGACAAAUUCAAAACAUCCAACAGCCAGAGGCUCAAGGGAUGUAUUGGCGGCAACACCUCGCGAAUGCGCAAGACACUACGGUGCCAGCAGCCACGUCUGGCGACUCACCCUUUAGCCAACACCGUGAGUUGACAUUGAGCGAUAUCCUCCCGCCCAAGAUCGCCAGCAGCUUAGCUGGUGCGACGAGUCGCAUGGCGCAAACUUCAGCUGCCAUUAUCAUUUCCUACGCCCGCGCCUUGGGCCAAUUGACAGAUCGCUCCCAUCCGACAUUUGGAAUAAACCAUGCGUCACGGUCCCUGUCUUCUGUCGAUGGGGAGCAGACGCUUGACCUGACCGACAUGAGCAUCCCCACGAUGACAGUGACACCAAUGACGCUGGAUCUAGAGUCGAGAUCCAACAAGAUGCUUUUCGACCAAGUGCAGACCCAUCUUGCUCAGUUAUCCCGGUUUUCGCAGAUAGAUGAUCUGCACAAGAUAUCGCCCAGGUUCAACACCUUCAUCAAUAUCCUCUAUCCUGAAGAGAACCCCGAGGGGGGCGAGCAGCCGCCCGUAUCUCCCCUACAGCGGUACAAGCUUGGCGAACCUCUGACCUCUGAGUACUUCACGAAAAGCAAGCCAUCAUCAAUUCGCUCAACUAUCGAUGAGCUGGACACAUCGCACCUCCCCGACUCGGAGCUGUACUUUAACGUGCUGGUGCAACCAUCGGGCAAUAUCAGCAUCAAAGUGAGCGGCAACGAGGAGCUCCAUGGCGAACCGAUGACCAGUCUUACGGAAUGUUUCUGUGCGCAGCUGAGCAAAAUGCUUUUGGGGUAA
Messenger RNA from Emericellopsis atlantica, 14217 nucleotides. RefSeq lists its product as uncharacterized. The record is from RefSeq and is a predicted model, not a curated record. The transcript is spliced from 2 exons. Lineage: Eukaryota; Fungi; Ascomycota; Sordariomycetes; Hypocreales; Bionectriaceae. Gene Ontology annotation, molecular function: phosphopantetheine binding; catalytic activity. Bases 1 to 14217 code for a protein of 4738 amino acids. Gene Ontology annotation, cellular component: cytoplasm. Gene Ontology annotation, biological process: secondary metabolite biosynthetic process; amino acid activation for nonribosomal peptide biosynthetic process.